UCGCGCGUAUACGCAAAGGUGAUGGUAUACAGCAACGGUGGGGGAUGAGCCCGAGGGCGUCGGACAAAGGUUGGCUGUGUCGGGCGACCGGCCGGUGGUGCAUUCGCGUUUCAAACAUGGCAGCGGCUACCAGCGUUGUCGUGCUCGACAGGGGCAACAACACCACCUGCACCAUCAAUUUACACGGAGCCACCGUGGUGUCCUGGCGGGUGAAUAACCAGGAACAGCUGUUUGUUAGUAAGCAAGCGGUAUUCGAUGGAAAGAAAGCUAUUAGAGGCGGCAUACCAUUUGUCUUCCCACAAUUCGGCGCGUGGACGUUCGGGCCACCCCAUGGCUUCGCUAGAAUUAUUCGUUGGAACGUGGAGAAGUCGCCGGAGCGCCUGCCCAGCGGGGACAUCGAAGCGAUAUUCUCGAUAAUGGACAGCGAGUUCACGCGGUCACUGUGGAAUUCGCAAUUUAGGCUAACGUAUAGGCUAAUAUUGCGCGAGAAGGAGCUGCAUUUCAAUAUCGGCGUGUACAAUCCUAGCAGAGAAGACACAUUCAGUUUUAAUCUGCUAUUACACACUUACUUCAAGGUGCCCGACGUCAGGAGAUGCCAAAUCACGGGAUUGCACGGGUGCACGUUCGUCGACAAGACUAGGGACAACCAAAUCUUUCAAGAAGGCCGCGACGUCGUGACGGUAUGCGAGUGGACCGACAGGAUCUACCAGAACACGCAGCCGGAGCACAUCAUCACAAAUGUCGUUUCCGGUAGGAAGAUGCGCGUGCAGAAGUACAACUUCCCCGACACCGUCGUCUGGAAUCCUUGGCAGGAGAAGGCGCGCGACAUUCCCGAUUUCGGCGACGACGAGUUCCCCAACAUGAUUUGCGUCGAAAGCGGACAUGUCAGUAGCCCGGUCAUAUUAUUGCCAGGGACGGCCUUCGAAGCGAGCCAAAUAUUACAGGUGAUGUGAGUAGAAAGUGGACCGACGUCGCACGUCAAUGCCGGGGGUGGUGCUGCCAAUUCGCUGCUUCCGACGUCCUCAGCAUCGUCCGCGGUCUGGCCUGCGGGUGCUGGCUGGCUGUACAUGCCGCCACCGCCGCCUCCGCCACCGCCACCGCCACCUCCGCCACCUCCGCCGUCACAUCCGUCACUUCCAUCACAUUCGUCACAUCUGCACUCGCAUUGCGUCGUCCAGACCUGCACGAUAUGCUCUCUGAAUCUUUAGGGGUCUUUAGAGCCGCAGCCUGCAAGCCGGGCCGAGCUCUUGGAACAUCUUCGACUUUCCGCUCAGUUGUUGUUCUCGAUCGGUUAUUUUCACGAGAAGGUCCAUAUACGUAAUCGCGAUCGGUGGAGAACGUAUCUUUUCUUGCGUCCUGUCUAUCGAGGAAGUGGUGAUCAGCGCGGCGAAGGCGAGCAAUUUAGUUUAAUUCGUCGGAGACUCUGUCUUCCUUGGUCGAUCACGUUUGCUUGCUUCUUAUCUUUGUCGCUUUGUCCGUGCUUCACGCGUGAUAGAAAUCAUUUCGAUGCGCGAAUGUGAGAGAUCGAUUGAUCUGUCUCUCUCUUUGGUUUCCGCCGUCCAAGUAACAAUCAGACGCGUAGGUUUUAUAGGUCACUUCUCGCAUCGUCCUCCCUUGUUCCGAUGAAGGCCAAGGACCGCGUUUGCAACGUUUAUGUUUCUUUUCAUCAGAUAUCGUUGAAAAAUUGCAGAAAUAGAUUUCCGGAGGACGCUGUUCUGAAACAACAAAAUAGUUCUCAAGUUAAUACGAUUCAUCGCAAGUAUUCGUAUACAUUCCAUAGACCGCUAAUGGAAAACGAAGGGGAUAUAUGUUGCAUCUCGUAUGAUAUCAUUCCCAGGUAUUAACACGCGAUAUGUUGUCUGUAAACGUGUAGUAUAGAUUGGCGUUAAGCAUACAUUCACACGCGACAAUACAGACUUUCUCAAUAUUAUAAAAGGUGUUAUUCGUUCGCUUCGAUCGAUAAUAAUUUUUUAUCUUGUUCAAUUGUUGUAAGAUAAAAAAAUAUUUGCAUUCGCAUGAACCGUACAUAUUUUACGUUAUAUUUUACUUAUAUAGGUAAAAACUGUAACAAAAAUGUUCGCGAGUAAUACAAAUGUAAGCUCACUUUAAAAAAAUUUUUUUAAAGGCACUAUACUUAAUAAUUCUCGAAGGAGGCAUUGUGUAAAGUCUGAAUUCAAAUUCAUUUUAAAUUGUUUAAGUUUAUUACAAUAUGUGUGUUUUACAAUCGAUUUUUUAACUUUUUUAUCCCUUUGUGCUAUGUAAAUUUUAGGAUCUUGAUAUAUAUAUAAAACCCACAUAUGUAAAACCAAUAUAUAAAGCUCACAUUAAAGUGGCACAUAAAAUUAUAAAUAGGGUUCUACUUAAAAUUUUCUGUUGCGAGUUAUAGAUCCUUUCAAGUGGGCUGAAGAUGUUAUCAAAAUUUGACUAUUCUCCUGAAUUAAUAUUGCAUUUAACGAAAAAUGAUUAUAAAGUACAAAAUAUUCGGUAUAAUUUAGCUAAAGAGUUAUAUACACGCAGAAAAUAAUCGAAUUAGAUUUCUCAAUUCUAUGUGAAGAGACUCUUCUGUUACAAUUUUAUAUUUUAAUUUUGUAUAGCGAGAGAAUCUUGUAUAAUUUUUUCAAGCCACCACCGAUGAACAAAUGCUGUACAGCACAUAACAUGUAUAUGAAUUCGUUCAAUCUGCAAUACAUAAUUUACCUAUGAACAAUACAAACAUGGUGCUAUUGUUACGAAUAAUAGUGUUGUAAUGAUAAGUAGCAAUACACAUACACACAAGUAGAUAAGCUCAAUCGGCAUUUUUUUCGUAAUGCUGCAACUUCGAGUGUAAUAUCUUCCUCCAGAAUUCUCGAAACACUUGUCCCGAAAAUAUCGCAUUUCCGAUAUCACAUCUUUCCAAAUACAAAGAAGAAAAGACGUUGCAUCAUCGAAAUAGGCAUAAGUGAAUAUUUAUAUCGUAACGUAUUGAUUAUGAUAUUAUGAUAAAAAAAUUACAUGUGUAUACGGAACAUUUGUAAAGACAUUGACAGGAAGAUGAGGGGGGGAAAAAACAGCAUCAUUGCCGCCCAUCUUUAGAUAAUUGUAUUAUUGCUAAGGUAUAUCAAGAGAACUCGAGACACACUACUCUAGAGCUCAAUUGAAACUCAGUUUAAGUGAUGGCGAGUUUAAUAAGUUAGUCAAAUUUUAUAUCGAAAGUAAUUGAAUUUUCAAUAAAAGCAUUUUGAGCAUCUUCAACUUAACACAUGACAAACUUCGCAAAGAAAUAUUUUCUAACACGACCAUAUUUUUUAAAUAUAAAUCUUUUACAUUGCAAGGAAGAGAAGCUUGUUGUUAAUCUUGAAUUGAGUCGUUAAUGAAGGCACACGAAAUAAAUUGACCACGUUGUAAAAUUAAUUGCGGAUAAAGAGAAAUGAGCAGAAAAUCAUUAGUCUAUUUUAUAUAUACAUAUAUAUUAUUUGUGCCAAUGAGCGCGUGCGUGUGUUAACUUUCUCAAUAUCUCUCUCUCUCUCUCUUUCUCUCUCAGAAUACAUUUGAAAGAGCAAUUUCUUACAUUGAUGGAUUCCCGACGUCACGUACGUAAUAUUAAAGUAUCACAUGUAAAUUCUUCAAAUGGAUUACGACAUACUAGUAGUGUAUUACUAUAAUUAAAUAAAUGCUCAAUAUAGCGCGUUGUUCCUCGCAUAUUAUAAACUUGGAGCCAAACAAAAAAAA
Messenger RNA from Linepithema humile (Argentine ant), 3708 nucleotides. RefSeq lists its product as uncharacterized. Gene Ontology annotation, molecular function: carbohydrate binding; glucose-6-phosphate 1-epimerase activity. The record is from RefSeq and is a predicted model, not a curated record. Gene Ontology annotation, cellular component: cytoplasm. Lineage: Eukaryota; Metazoa; Arthropoda; Insecta; Hymenoptera; Formicidae. Gene Ontology annotation, biological process: carbohydrate metabolic process.